Molecule: messenger RNA, 7781 nt
Organism: Salvelinus fontinalis (brook trout)
Lineage: Eukaryota; Metazoa; Chordata; Actinopteri; Salmoniformes; Salmonidae
Exons: 43
Coding region: 251-5938 (1895 amino acids)
Source: RefSeq, a predicted model, not a curated record
CGUUUCCCACUGCAAACUGGCAGCAACAGAGCUGUCUAAAAUUAGUGUGUGUUUUUGACCAGCUUGUGUGAUGAGAUGUAGCUAGUUGUUAUUCGUUUUCAUAUGCACAUUUUCUGCCGCUUUCAAAGGAAUAUUCCUCAACUGGGAGGGACCCAAAAGGAAAAAACUCCUGAGUCCAGGAAACAUAAGUUAACAAAAGAACAUUCCCAUUCUAACUGGCUCUUAAUACAUUACUGUGCAUAGAGAUGUUAUGGCCUCGGAGAACUUACUGAAUGGAGAUCAGAGCUUUCAUGGGAAACAAUCUGAAUCUAAUCUUCUGAGGAGCCAGGGUGAGAACCAUGAAAGCAGCAGGCCAUCAACUCAGACCAGGCCGAUGAGAGAGGACAGAAGGGGAUACAUAGCACCAGCUCUCUCAGGGGACUCUGGGGUUAGCUCCAUAGACCAUCACCAGGUGCCGGAAAGCAAUGAAAUGUGGAGCAGCUAUGGACCAGAGGACUCUACUGAAGAAACCGUGGACACAAGUACAUUUUCUGAGGAAGAGCUUCUUGAUAUAACAUUUGAGGCAUGCAAUACCGCUGGCACAGGAGAGGUUCUGGUCUCCACGAUCAUGCAGUACCUGCAGACGAUGACUAGCCAGAGCCCAGAACAGGACAGGCUGAAUGCUUUGAAUCGUAUGCUGGACCCUGAGUGCCGGGACCCCGCUAUUAGCAGGGUCAAAUUCCAAUCCACCAUGAGGGAGUGGAUUGCCCAGUGCAGCCAGGAUGGCAUGCAUGAGGACGACAAACAUAUUUCAGGGGAAAACCCUUGUAAAGUGUCUAUAAAUGGGAUGGAUUUCUCAGGUCCUGAGAUCAAAACUGCCUUCUCAGAAGGAGAACAGUGUUAUUGUGACUCCAGGGAGUUGCUGGCCACUGUGUCUGAGCUGAAGCAUGCGCACCGUAGAAUGAGUAAGCAGAACAACAGCCUGUUGAGGACUGUAUCUCAGUGUGAGGACACCAACCUGCAGCUCACAGUGGAGAUCACUGAACUAAGUGCCAAGCUGGCCAGUGCCCAGCGGUCAGCAAGGAGAACCAGGUCCCUUGUAGAGGAGCUGGAGGAGGCCAGGAGAGCCCUGAGGGAGGCAAAGGAGAGAGCCAGCCAAGCCCAGGCUAGCAGCUGCAAACUGAGCAAAGAAUGUGACUGUCUGAAAGCACACAUUAAAGUGCUUGAAGACAAGAAUGAACAACUCACACUCGAGGGGACUUGUUCUGAAGAUUGUCUCAACAAAUUGAGGAAGGUUAAUGCUGAGAUGAGGGAGGAACUUGAAGAGACCCUUGUCAUGCUGGCUGUAAGAGACAGGGAACUCACUAAGAAAGACAUACUGAUGGAUAAGCUGAAGAACUCUCAUCUGGAGAACCAUAGAAUCAUUGAGGGGCUACAGUCAGAGUUUAUGCAUUUAUCAGAGCAUUCCCAGCAAGCUCUUUUGAGGUUUGACAUGCACUGUAGCAGUCCACCAGGUUUCCAGGGAAGGAGUGGAGGUGUUCCUAACCACCGCUCGCUGCAUGCUGAGAUCCAGGACAUUCAGCAGCAACGUGUGGUUCUGGAGGAGACGACUGGUCCAAUAUGUGGGGUUCGGUCCCCUCACACUCAGAGGGACGAUAUCCAAAACAUAAUUCACAGGAUCAAGUCUGCUGAGCUGACCCACCUUCUCCACACACACUACCCAGAGAGGGAUUCUGUUGGCGGUUGUGCUGUUGAGACUCUGGAGAGGCCAUAUCCCCACAGCCAGCAGCCAAAACCUAGCAUCAAGCAGCAGCUGGUUAAUGUACUGAAGGAACUGGAGCUGCAGACUACUCUGUGGGAGGAGAGAGAGGAGAAGGUGGCGGAACAGCGGAGGCUACGGGAGCAGCAGGAGCAGAAGCAGAAGCCCCAGGCCAAGAGGGCAGCUGUGGUGAACUGGUGGAGAACCCUUAAGGUGGAGGGGAGUAGGACCAAGGCCAAGCUGGAAGACACCCUGACCCAGCCCAGCCAGGUCCUCACUGAGACAGAGUCCAAGCUCCAACAGGCAGAGCACACCAUCACAAAGAUUAGGGAACAGGUAUGCCACCUUGAGGCGGCUCUGAGAACUGCCCAGGAGGGCGUAGCUGAGCACAAAAACAUUCAGGACAGGGUGGGAGUUCUUCACAAGGACAAGGAGACCAACACGGUGAGAGAGGGACCUGGCUGGACUGGGGAGGAGGCAUCAAAGGAGCAUAAGGACGUGGCUGUGGCUACAGACCCUGUGGAGGACCCAGGUAGAUCAGAGAAGGUAGCAGCCCAGCUUGUGACCUCAGAGGGUCUGCUGGUGACCCUCAGGAGGAUGGAGGCCAUGGUCAGCAGUGCCCUGGAGGCAGCUGAACUGGUUAGGGAGAGUCAGCGAAGGGUCAGCCAGGUCAAGGAGAGGAUGGAGAGCAUCACUCAGAAGAUGGAGGAAGCUCUGAGCAGAGCAGCGGACACAGAGGGUCAGCUCAGUGCCCUGGAGGCCAGGGUCACAGCCAAACCUCAGUUGCCAGGUCCUGUAGGGCAGACAGCCCAGCCUAAUGUUAAUGCUGUAGGCAGAGACAGACCCAGGAACCCCUCUCCACCAGAGCCGGUGACCGAAAGCUACAGCACGUCUCGAUGGCCCCUUAUAAGCGGUGCCAUUUAUUCACGAACUGGAGGAGGCAGCAACAGUGGCAGCAAGAGCUGUGACGAUUCAGAGCCACCCUGCACUGAUGACAACAAACCAAGCCAAGUCCAAUGUCCUGACUUAGUCCCAGACCAAAAGCACAAAAGUACCAGCAGUGAUGGUCCUGCACCUGCAUUUUUAGGUUCCAUCCCAGUGUCAGAGACACAAGCGCCCCCAGUGUCUCCAUCACAAGUCUUCAUCCAGUACGAGUGUGCACCUCCUCUUACCGUCCCAACGGAUACACCCCCUCAGUCUGCCUGUGUCAGUCACGCUGCCGCUCACACUGAGGAGAAUGUAGCAGGUCUCAGAUCGGAGGAUCCCAGUUGCCGUGACUACUGUCAGUCAGAGGCCCGCGACUGUGGGAGUGGCCAAGCAUUGCCGCCUGGAGACUGUGGGAGAAGUCAGCCAUCAAACCCAGGAGACAGUGCUGGUAGUAAAGCCUCUGAACCAGAAGAUCGUGGGAGGAGCAACGCAUUACAACCAACAGAUAUUGGGUGUGAUCUAGAGCAUUGUGGGAGUUUCCAUUCUCGAGAUCUACCGACUGUUUUAAUAACAGGCUCAGAUAAGGAAGGAGGGGGCCACGAGUUGUACUGCUUUCCCUGGGUUCAGACUGAACAGCAGUUGGAGGAAUCCCCUACCCAACCCACUCCAGCUGAGAGCCCCUUUUUUUUCCCCCUGACACGACCCCGUGCCCCACAGCCCCCCGUAAUGCCCGUCCUCCCUGAAGAAGAGGAGGAUUCCCCUGAGGAGCUCGACAGUUCCUCCAGCUCACCCAGCACAUAUACACCAGUUGAAAGUAGAGCUGUUACCGUGGCGAUGCCUGCUCCCACCAUUGUCUUCCCAAAGCAAGCGACUGUGACCGUGGUCCAAGCAGACGGUCGCCCUCUGGAACAGACCAGACCACACAGUCCCAGACCUCGCUUGUCCCGAAACUCCCUGGCAGGACCCAUCACUACAGUCGACAGUACAGGCAAUGUGAUAGACCUGGUGAAAGACCAUCUGCCUGAGCUGCAGCUCUCGGAGGAGGACCGUCAGAAGAACCUGGUGCUACUGCAGGAGGCCAAGAAAGUCAGCGACCGCUUCCUGAGCCGCAGGGGCCGAAAGUCCACCUGCAGCCUCUCUGAAUCCCCCACAGGUCUUUCUCCUAACCACACACCAUCCUCCUCACCUGUGCCGUCCAGAAGCAGCUCUCUUAUCACAGCCCCUCAAAUAGCUGUAGCCACAGAGGUGAACUAUGCCCCCUCGUCGCCUGUCAGCCUGCGAUUGGAGGUUCUGUCUGCGAGGGAGCAGGCUGAUACCAGUACACCGGAGCAUGAGAGCACCAGGAGGUUGGUGGACUGGAAGCCCAAUGAGAAGCGUAAGGUGUCCUCAGGCACCCUGGCUCCUCGCUACUCUGUUCCCCCACCCCCCAGGGAGCCCAGUGGGGGCCAGAAGGAGAACUUUGACCCCCGGGUAACAGCUAAGAAUUGCCCAGCACCAGUACUAGUCAAUAAGCCAGAGGAGGUUCUGGCCCGAGCCCCCAACCAGGCCCCUGCCACUGGGGUGGCCAAGCCUGUCCCUCGGCCCCCCACUCAGCAGGCCCCCUGCACAGCAGAGAUCAAGACCAUCGGGGCCUUUCCUCCCCUAAUGAGAGCUGUGUCCUGGGACACUGUUGGAACUCUCAACGCCAGAAAUGGGGCACCAAGUCUCCCCUCUACAAACGAGGAAACCUUCUCCUUUCAAGACAAGACCCGGGAUGCCCUGCUCAUGUCCUCUGGGUACAAGGACUUCCCUGUACAGCCUGUCAACGUGCAGAAGCUGUCCAAAAUAAGAGAGGAGCACAAGCUGAUGCGGAACCAAAGCAUUGUGGGGUCAAAGUUGGCAGACUUGAGUGAAACAGCUGAACAGGAAAGAGGUCCCUCUCUUCUGCCCCCUGCAGGGUCUCCUACUGAUGAGGAGGCUAAAGAGAAGUCAGAUGCCAUGCCCAACAUCUCAGACAUCAUGCUGAGGAAACUCAAACUGCACAGAGGGCUACCAGGCUGUGCACCUCCACUCACGGAAAAAGAAGUUGAGAACGCGUUUGUUCAACUGUCGCUGGCAUUCCGGAAUGACAACUACACUCUGGAGACACGGCUCAAACAGGCGGAGCGGGAGCGGACCCUGACCGAGGAAAACACGGAGAAGGAACUAGAAGAAUUCAAAGGCUCUCUGAAGUGCACGGCACCACAGUGGAGUAACAUGGAGCAGCGGGAGUCCUACCAGUGCCUCAUAGAGACAGUAGCAGUACUGCACCGUCUAGCCACCAGGCUCUCCAGCAGAGCUGAGAUGGUUGGAGCAGUCAGACAGGAGAAACGUAUGAACAAGGCCACAGAGGUGAUGAUGCAGUAUGUGGAGAAUCUGAAGAGGACCUAUGAGAAGGACCACGCUGAGCUGAUGGAGUUCAAGAAGCUGGCCAACCAGAACUCUAGUCGCUGCUAUGGAGGAUCCAUAGACACUGGAGAUGAUGGAGUCCCACGGCCAUCCAGGUCCAUGUCCCUGACCCUGGGAAAGGCUUUGCCCAGGCGGAGGGUCAGUGUUGCGGUGGUCCCCAAAUUUAACCUCCUGAACAUCCCUGGUCAGACCCCGGUCAUGGCAGGUCCCGGCCCCAGCGUUGCCAUGGGACCCAGCCCCCAACUCACCAUGGGCCAAGCACUUCCUGUCCUGUGUGAAGCCAACAGUAUGAAAAGCAACUUUCCCACUGAUACUACACAGCCAGCUAUAGCUGAGAGUGGAAAGAUUGUGGCAGAGCAGGAAGCUGAGCCAUCUGCCCCAGCCAAGCCCUCCAUCAACCUAGAGGAGAUCAGAUCAGAGAUCAAGGCAAAGAUCGAGGAGGAGGCCUACAAUAAAGGCUACCAAGAGGGACUGAAGAGAAGUAAAGAAGUCAAAGAGGUGGAGGAGGAGGAGGAGGAGGAAGAGGAGAAGAAGGUAGAGAAAAAUCCAGAAAAGAAGGAUGAAAGAAAAGAAGUCAGCAGAAAAGAAAAGUUCAACGGUAAGGUUGAAGAGGUCCUAGUUGUCCUUGACAGGCGUUGCCCCAAGGUUUUCCGCCGUAACCGACUUCUCUGGAUUGUUUUGACGUUGUUCCUGAUCACGUUCCUGGCCGUCAGUGUUUUCACAUACUUUAGUGAUCGCUAUAACAACCAUGGGGACAUGUCGGCAGAAAAAGCCAUGGUUCAGGGCAAGAAGAAGAUCUUUGGACUGAAUGUAGGAGUACAGCCAAAGAAUCCCACUCCAGAAUAACAAAGAGCCUGUCUCAUACUUCUCUCAGUCCAUAGACUCUUUUUUCCAUGAUACAUCAAGAGCUGAACUUGAAUAUAGGCUUUUGAAGAUCUAGGGUUUGGGGGGGGGGUGUAUCUUUGCGAGCAUUUAUUUAGUUUUUUAUUGGUUUCAGAGGGUAAGCCUUCAAAUGAUCAUAAACUUUAUCAAGGCAUAUUGAUGUUGUGUUAGGAAAGCCGCCUCAAUGUUUCUGAUGGUGAUGUAUGAUUGUUGCUUAGGGGGCCAAGUAUAAUAGUGUGAUGAAAUAUGUUCUUAUCUACAGUGAGAUCCAGGACUUCGGAUUUGAAAUGAUACAAUGACUAUCAGGUGAAAAUGCAGACUGUCAGCUUUAAUAUGAGGGCCUUUCCAUCCCUAUCAGGUGAACUGUUUAGAAAAUACAGCGCUUUCUGUAUGUAGUCCCCCCAUUUCAGGGAGCCAAAAGUAUUUGAACAAAUUCACUUAUAUGUGUAUUAAAGAAGUUCAAAAUGUAAUAUUUGCCUUUUGACUCUACUAACCUGUUGGAUGCUUUCAUAGUUUGUUUUGGUUGUGAAUGGUAAAUAAUGUAUUGUGUCAUGGAGUUGUAAAUAAGAAUAUCCUCUUUUUCUGAGCACUUGUACUUUAAUGUGGAUGCUACCAUGAUUACGGAUAAUCCUGAAUGACACAAUGAACAGAAUGAACAGGGAGGGUUAGCAUUUUGGAGGGGAAUGAAUCAUUAUUCCCGAUUCAUUCAUAAUUAUCAUGGUAGCAUCCACAUGAAUUUAAAUAGGGUUUAGAAACAGGUUCUAUUCUUAUUUACAAUAAAAGUGACUCCAAAAUACACAAUACAUUAUUUACCAUUCAUUUCUCUUUGGCGCAAAAUAAUCUGACACACAAACUGCAAAUGCAUUCAACAAGUUUGUAUUCACAAGCUUGAUGUAAUCAUUGUGUGCUAUGAAUAUGGGACCAUAUACUACACUUUUGGCUACUUUAAUACACAUAGAAGUGAAUUGGUACAAAUAGUUUUGGUUCCCUAAAAUGGGGGGAUCUUGCACAAAAAGUCCUGUAAUUUUUAAACGAUUCACCCGAUAUGGAUGAAAAUACCCUCAAACUAAAGCUGACAGUUUGCACUUUAUAGUCUUUAUCAUUUCAAAUCGAAAGUUUUGAAGUACAGAGCCCCAAAAAUAUAUAUAUUUGUCAUUGUCCAAAUACUUUUGGACCUCACUGUAUAUAUUCACAAUGUAUUGUUAUUAUUCCUUGUCCUAUUCUGAAUGUCAUCCUGGAGGACUGAAUGUGGCCCCUUGGGUGGAGAUGGAUGAUUCCUGAUGAGUUCCCUAAGACAUUACAUUUACAUUUAAGUCAUUUAGCAGACGCUCUUAUCCAGAGCGACUUACAAAUUGGUGCAUUCACCUUAUGACAUCAGUAGACAUUAGACUAAUGUACAUUAAUCUACCACUCUGUUACUUUUAUGUUCAUUCUCUCAGGUCCAGUAAGCGGACAUCCCCUGAAGAGAUUUACAGAGAUAUUUAAAGAGAUAUGUUUUUUAAUUUUUUGAAAAUAUUUAGUAAAAUAUCUAUAUUUGUUGUAUUUAAGCAGAUACUUUUUGGGAAAAUCUAUAAUACAAGCACAUUCCAAAGUAGCUCCUCAAGUGCAAUAUUUAGCAGCUGAUGGUUCUUGUUUGUAUUUGUUGUUACUGUGUUGGUUUGCGUCCUCCGAGCACUAAAAGAUUUCCUUCAUGUACGAGAGCACUUUUAGACAGCAUGAGAAAUGUUUUAUCUUCUUUGCACUUGUGUGCCAGGAUUUUCUGUUGUGUCAUCUUCGCCUUGAAAUAAAGGUGCCUUAAAACUCCCAG